Molecule: messenger RNA, 1354 nt
Organism: Paraphaeosphaeria sporulosa
Lineage: Eukaryota; Fungi; Ascomycota; Dothideomycetes; Pleosporales; Didymosphaeriaceae
Product: arginine N-methyltransferase 2
Exons: 2
Coding region: 33-1235 (400 amino acids)
Biological process (GO): peptidyl-arginine methylation
Cellular component (GO): cytoplasm; nucleus
Molecular function (GO): protein arginine N5-methyltransferase activity
Source: RefSeq, a predicted model, not a curated record
ACGCAAACAAACAACCCAGAUCUAAAUUCAAAAUGGCAGACCAAGUACAAGUAUCCGAGGAGGAUAUCCUCCUCGCCAAGCGCAUCAUAUCCGCUGCAGAGCGCCAUGACAUCCCCGCUCUUAAGGUCCUGCUCAAAGAAGGCUCAGCAAACGUCAUGGACCCUACAGCCACAACCGCAACUUCACCCCUCCAUGCAGCAAUCUUGUCGUGCGGAGAAGCAAAGGAUGGGAAAGAGGCGGGCGACGAUGCGUACCAGACUGUUGAUUUGCUGCUGUCGAACGGAGCUAUUUGGAAUGAUUUGAACAAGGAGGAUGAAACCCCCGGAUGCGUUGCACUGCGCCUUGGCCAGAGGAAGAUCUACGAGAAUAUCGUGGAGGCAGGUGUGAGAGCUGAGCUACUGUUUGCGAAGAUGCAGGCGCUUGGUUUGGGGGACGAUGAUGAGGAGGAGGAAGAAGAGGGGGAGGAAGUUCUUGAGGAGCAGCCGGCUGUUAAGAAGCAGAAGGUUGACGAGGAGACCGCGCAAGCGGUAACGCAGGCAGUCGAGGAAGAAAUUUUGGACGACGUCAGCAAAGACAACAAGGCGUAUUUACGUUCCCAGCUAAGAUACAAGCCGGGUAUUUUGCUGGACGAGAGCGACAACGCUGUGAUGAUGGACUGGGAGACCGAGAUUAUGCAGAGACAUGCGGAAACUCUCAUUCCUAAGAAGGGGCUCAAGGUCAUGAAUGUAGGCCACGGAAUGGGCAUUGUCGACACAGCGAUCCAGACGCACGAGCCGGCGGAGCAUCACAUCAUCGAGGGCCACCCGCAAGUACACCAGCGACUACGGGAGCAGGGCUGGUACGACAAGCCCAACGUCAUCAUCCACGAGGGCCGAUGGCAGGAUAUCCUGCCGAAGCUGGUCGAGCAGGGUGUUGUGCUGGAUGCGAUUUACUACGACACAUUCGCCGAGGACUACGCAGCGCUCAAGGAGUUCUUCUCCGAGUACGUAGUUGCGCUUCUUGCACCUGAUGGCAAGUUUGGAUGGUACAAUGGUCUUGGUGCGGACAGGCAGGUCUGCUACGACGUGUACACCAAGGUCUCGGAGAUUGAUCUGCACGAGGCGGGUUUCGACACCGAGUGGGAGGACAUCAAGGUGCCUGCAGGUCUGCACGGCAGCAAGCAAUGGGAGGGCACGCGCCGGCCGUACUGGACCAUCGACCUGUACAAGCUGCCUGUGAACACUUUCGUGAAAUGAACGGGGCGAUUCGAUAUUCGAAAAUGAAAAUAUUAGAGGCUUAAAAUUAUGAUACCUUGAGCCAUGAACAAGGCCCCGAGGUCCUACGAGACAAUAGAAUAUAACGAAACAUUACUUCC